Messenger RNA from Salvia miltiorrhiza (redroot sage), 2148 nucleotides. Its product is annotated as cytokinin hydroxylase-like. Gene Ontology annotation, molecular function: oxidoreductase activity, acting on paired donors, with incorporation or reduction of molecular oxygen; heme binding; monooxygenase activity. Lineage: Eukaryota; Viridiplantae; Streptophyta; Magnoliopsida; Lamiales; Lamiaceae. The transcript is spliced from 5 exons. The record is from RefSeq and is a predicted model, not a curated record. Bases 445 to 1989 code for a protein of 514 amino acids.
AUUGGGAUUUUCAGAAUUCAAAAAAGAAAAUUAAUUUAAUUACACACGUACACACAGGAAAAAUGUACGUCAAAUCCUCUUAUCUUAUACGCAAUUGUUAUUGUUGUCUAUUAAUAUUGGUCAUUGAUUUAGCACAUAUAUCGGUUAAAUUAAAAUUAAAAAAUCAUACGAAAUUUUGUUAAUGAAUUAAAGUCCUAUCAAAUUACAAAUUUGGUAAAAUAUAUUUUUGUUGAUUUUGGCAAUAGAGGAUCCGGAUUAUGUAACGCCCCCCUAUCAAAUCAUUUAAUUGGUUUGUACAAGUGUUAAAGAAAAAAAGGUAGCAUCUCAUCAUAUUUUGCAAAUCUUAUUUUAUAGAUUUUGAUUGAGGUGGUGAAAUGAGAUUGCUGGUUAUCGCACUAUAAAUAUUGGAGUGUGCGCAGUAGAUGAGAUAAAUAGAGAGAGAGGAUGGAAUUGGUGGCGUGGAUGGCGAUAUUGAUUCUAGUUUUGUGCGUGAUGAAAGUAGCGGUUUCAAGCAUUAUAUGCUACUGGGUGAAUCCUCGACGCAUUCAGAAAAUAAUGGAGAAACAAGGAGUGCGUGGCCCUAAACCCCGCUUUCUGGUCGGUAACAUCUUGGACAUGGCCUCUCUCCUCUCCAAUUCCACCGCCCUCGACUGCUCCUCCAUCCACCACGACAUCGUCGCCCGCCUCCUCCCGCAUUACAUCCUCUGGUCCAAAACCUACGGAAAACGGUUUAUAUUUUGGAACGGUGUGGAGCCUCGGAUGUGCCUUACGGAAACGGAGCUCAUCAAAGAGCUGCUCUCGAAAUACAGCAGCCUCUCUGGGAAGUCACGGCUGCAGCAGCAGAACUCCAAGCAUUUCAUCGGCCGCGGCCUCUUGAUGGCUAACGGCGACGACUGGUACCACCAGCGCCAUAUCGUCGCUCCUGCUUUCAUGGGCGACAAGCUCAAGAGCUAUGCAGGGUACAUGAUUGAUUGCACCAAGCAGAUGCUCACAUCAUUGGAAAACGCCCUCCAAAAUGGCCAAACGGAAUUCGAAAUCGGAGGAUACAUGACCAGGCUCACCGCUGAUAUAAUUUCCAGAACUGAAUUCGACACCAAUUACGAAAAGGGAAAGCAAAUAUUCCAUCUCCUAACAGUUCUCCAAAAUCUGUGCGCCAGAUCCACCCGCCAUUUGUGGUUUCCCGGUAGCAGAUUGUUGCCAAGCAAGUAUAACAGAGAGAUAAAAUCGCUCAAGAGUGAGGUGGAGAGGCUGCUGAUGGAGAUCAUACAGAGUCGCAAGGACUGCGUGGAGAUCGGGCGGAGCAGCUCGUAUGGGAACGAUCUGCUGGGAAUGCUGCUGAAUGAGAUGCAGAAGAAGAAGUCAGGCAAUGGGUUCAGCUUGAAUCUGCAGGUCAUCAUGGACGAGUGCAAGACUUUCUUCUUCGCCGGCCACGACACUACCGCCCUGCUGCUGACGUGGACCAUCAUGCUUCUCGCCACCAAUCCCUCGUGGCAACACAAAAUCAGAGCUCAGCUUAACCAGGUCUGCGAUGCCGCUCCGCUUUCCGUCCAACACCUCUCCAAGCUCACUCAGUUGAACAUGGUGAUCAAUGAGUCUCUUCGGCUGUACCCGCCGGCUUCGGUGCUUCCUCGCAUGGCGUUCGAAGACAUAAAACUGGGCGAUCUGUUGAUUCCGAAAGGGCUGUCGAUAUGGAUUCCGGUGCUGGCCAUCCAUCACAGCCAAGAAAUUUGGGGGAAAGAUGCCAACGAGUUCAACCCGGAACGAUUCGCGGCCAAAUCGUUCGCGGCGGGGCGACAUUUUAUCCCGUUUGCGGCGGGCCCCAGGAAUUGUGUGGGCCAGGGAUUUGCCCUAAUGGAAGCCAAGAUCAUAUUAGCAAUGCUAAUAUCCAAAUUCAGCUUCACCAUUUCCCCAAAUUAUCGUCACGCUCCCCUCGUCGUGCUCACCAUGAAACCUAAAUAUGGAGUUCAAAUCAUAUUGGAACCCUUGUGAAUCAUCUAUGAAUUUUUUUUGCUUUUCUUUUUUUGGGCGGGGUGAUAUAUAUAGAGUUAUGGUGACGAUGAGGUUGAGACUCAUAUGUUAUUUUGAAUAUACUACUUUUGCGAUGAACAAGUCGGAAUAAAUGUCGGUAAGUGAAGUUAUAUUCACUUU